This is a messenger RNA of Haliotis rubra (blacklip abalone), 1731 nucleotides long. RefSeq names its product galactose-3-O-sulfotransferase 2-like. Gene Ontology annotation, biological process: glycolipid biosynthetic process. The record is from RefSeq and is a predicted model, not a curated record. The transcript has 3 exons. Gene Ontology annotation, cellular component: membrane. Gene Ontology annotation, molecular function: galactosylceramide sulfotransferase activity. Lineage: Eukaryota; Metazoa; Mollusca; Gastropoda; Lepetellida; Haliotidae. Bases 229 to 1671 code for a protein of 480 amino acids.
UGGAUUCGGUUCAAUGAACGUGGGUCAACAAUUUUGUGGGUACCUGUAUCCUGAUGAUAGGAUCAUUUCAGCCGCGUCCUUGACAGGGUUGUUAUGUGGGGAGAGAACAAGUGAGGGCGACAUUGCGUGCUUCCCAUGUCACAAAGUCCUGACAAAAUGUUACAGUAAAGCGAUCUUUGAUCACUCCGUGCAGUUGUUGCCCGAAGGAGAAGGCUACCCGACAUCCCUAUGGCAUUCCCUGUAUACAGAACAAGACGUUUGUUCUACCUUAUUGUUACCGCUGCUACGGUGCUGUACGUACUGAUUAUGAUGGAGGCGCCUCGUCACAGUAACAACAGAAACUGGCUUUAUGCGAAAAGACGUUUCGUCCACAAAGGUUCUAAUAUACCGGGGACGGGGCCAAUGUCACCGCUUGACGCGACAACACACGAGAAGCACAUGCUACAAGACAAUCACAUCUCUGGCCAUCAGUUCAACGGGGAACAAACUGAAGACGGUAAAGAACGGUCAUAUGCACCACCUAGAGAAACCCAUUCUCGGUAUUCUAACACUACAUGUUCCCCAAGACAUAACAUCGCUUUCUUGAAGGUGCACAAAUCCGGAAGCACUACGGUGUCAAACAUCCUCCAGAGGUACGCCGUUAGGAACGAUCUCAACUUGGUCCUGCCCGACAAACUGGUCGGAGAAAGCGGUUUCAACAUUCUUGGUUACGGGCCUUUAUUCUCGGCGGAUAUGGUGAUCCCCGUACCGGAAGGACAGACGUUCAAUAUUCUGUGCAACCAUAUGGUGUACAACAGGCCAGUUAUGGACCAGUUCAUGCCCGCUAACACGUUCUACGUUGCCAUAGUGAGGAGUCUGGAAGAGCGGUUUAUGUCUGCGAUGAAUUAUUUUGGCCAGGUGGGUUUCAUCAUGGAAGAAAAGAAGGGGGUUCGUGGGUUUACACUUAAGGACGUAAUGCCCCACUUCUUCAUCAAUCAAACAGUUCGUGGGAUAAACAAGGAAUCUUUAAUAAACAGCAUUGCGUAUGACUUUGGGUUUGCCACGUACCGCGACAACGAAGAAUACUUUCAGAGCUACCUUAAGAACAUAGAUAAGGAGUUUGACUUUGUCAUGAUCAUGGAAUAUUUCGACGAGUCCCUCGUGUUGCUAAGGCGACGUCUGUGCUGGGGUCUUCGCGACAUCCUCUAUAUCAAACGUAACACCUAUGAACAUAAUUCUCUUCCUCUAACAGAGGAAGACAGGCAUAAACUGUACGAAUCACAAAAACGAGAUCACAGGAUAUACCAACAUUUCUACCGCAAAUUCUGGCGUGGAAUUCUAGCUGAGGGACACGACAUAUUUGAUGAAGUUGCCAACUUUAAACUUGUGCAAAAGCAAGUUUUUGACUUUUGUAGGGGAGAUAGAAUACAGCGAAAGGUUUUGAACAUUCCCUCAUCGAAGUGGAACGAUGAGUUUAGGCUGACAAGGUCGGAGUGUCGGCAGAUGCAGAUGUCAGAGCUGAUGCUGGUUGAGAAGGUGAUGGAUAGGGCCAGACAGAGGCUGAGGAGGGAUGGGACGGAAAAACAAUGGCUGAAAUAUGUUGAGAACUUUUGGCAAAGAAACAAAAUGCGCAUACGAAACUUUGAAACCAGUGACGAAAUGUUUUAUCUGAGUAAAACAAAUGCCAUAUGAUACAUGUUUGUUUUAUAUUUUUACACACGUUGUACUCUUCAUUAAAAUGUAUAUCUUUGU